GAGAAUCCCUGUAGUAUUGACUUCCUAUUGUCAUCAAACAUUCAAUAUAAAUGUCUCAAGGCGCUGCAUAAAGUUGGCUACUUUCUUAAUUCUCAUCAAGCAAUGCAGCAGAAAAUAGAACCAAGAAGAUGAAGGCAAUGGAAAUGUCAGGGCUCCAUUCGCUCUUUGGUUUACUGCUAUGCAGUUUAACUCUUCUACUUCUUGUUCAAGCCCAGGAUCAGUCAGGCUUCAUUAGUUUAGACUGUGGAACGCCAGAGGGUACGAGUUACACCGAAACAACAACCACGAUUGACUAUGUUUCUGAUGCACCCUACAUAAACAGUGGUGUAAGUGGAAGUGUAGCUUCAGUCUAUGGAAACACCUUCCAACAGCAAAUGAGGAAACUUAGAAGCUUUCCCCAAGGAAUUAGAAAUUGUUACAAUGUAAGCGUUAAAAAAGAUACCAAAUACUUGAUUCGAGCAAGUUUCUUAUAUGGGAAUUAUGAUGGCCUGAAUUCUCUACCGAUGUUUGAUCUCUAUAUCGGGAAUAGCUUAUGGGAGACAAUUAACGUCACAAAAGUGGGUACUAACGUUUUGAAAGAUCUAAUACAUAUUACCUCCUCAAACAAAGUUCACAUCUGUCUGAUCAACACAGGAAAUGGGGUGCCAUUUAUCUCAGCCUUAGAAUUUAGACCUUUACUUAAUGUCACUUAUCAAACAGCCGCAGGGUCCUUAUCACUGGAUUAUCGAUUGGACGUCGGUUCAACUGGAAAUCAAACAUACAGGUUCCCUUUUGAUGUUUAUGAUCGGAUGUGGGCACCAUUUAACUUCAAAGAGUGGACACAAGUGAGCACCAAUCGAACUGUAGAUGAAACUGAUCACAACAAUCACCAACCACCAUCCAUUGUCAUGCAAACUGCUUCCUCCCGACUAAAUGCAAGCGAUCCACUGGAAAUUUGGUGGGAUACAGAAGAUUCAUCUGAAUAUUAUGCAUUCAUCCACGUUGCUGAAGUUGAAGAGCUUCGAGGCAACCAGAGUAGAGGAUUCAAUAUCAUGCACAAUGGGGAUCUUUUUUAUGGACCUGUAAUUCCAAGUUAUUUAUCCACUCUGACCAUUUUUGGCAAUAAACCAUUGGAUGCAGCAGAUAGACAUACAUUUUCUUUUACUCCAAUUGAAAAUGCAACGCUUCCUCCCAUCGUUAAUGCUUUCGAGGUAUAUAUAGUGAAAGAUAUAUCAGAGCUUGAGGCAGACAAAGGAGAUGUGGAAGCAAUUACCAAUAUCAAGUCAACCUAUGGGGUAAAGAAAGAUUGGCAAGCAGAUCCAUGCAUGCCGAUGGGAUAUCCCUGGAGUGGAUUAAAUUGUAGCAAUGAAGCGGCACCAAGAAUCAUAUCCUUGAACUUAUCUGCAAGUGGACUGAACGGUGAAAUAUCUUCCUACAUAUCCAGUCUAACCAUGUUGCAAACUUUGGACUUGUCAAACAAUAAUUUGACAGGACAUGUGCCUGAUUUCCUGUCUAGUUUGUCACACCUCAAAACUCUGAACCUAGGGAACAACAAGCUCUCAGGUCCAAUUCCAGCUGAGCUUUUGAAAAGAUCCAAUGAUGGAUCACUAUCAUUAAGUGUGGGAGGUAACCAAAAUCUGGAAGGAUGUGCAUCAGAUCCUUGUCCAAAGAAUGAGGAGAAAAAAAACAACAUCAUCAUUCCAAUUGUAGCAUCAAUUGGUGGAUUCCUAGUUGUUGUCACAAUUGUUGCAAUAACCUUUUGGAUCAUUAAAUCUCGAAAGAAACAACAAGGUAAAAAUGUUGUCUCAGUGGUGGAUAAGUCAGGAACCAACAGUCCGUUAGGUACUUCAUUGGAGGUGAGAAGCCGACAAUUUACUUAUUCUGAGGUGGUGAAAAUGACCAACAAUUUCAAAAAAGUUCUGGGUAAAGGAGGUUUCGGGGAGGUCUACUAUGGUGUCAUUGACGAAAUUGAAGUGGCAGUGAAGAUGUUGUCUUUAUCAUCAUCACAAGGAUAUCGGCAAUUUCAAGCAGAGGUUACCCUUCUUAUGAGAGUUCACCAUAGGAACUUGACCAGCCUUGUUGGAUAUUUGAACGAAGAAAACCACCUUGGCCUCAUUUACGAGUACAUGGCGAAUGGAGAUUUGGCCGAACAUCUUUCAGCAGAGAGGAGUGUACGUAUCAUAAGCUGGGAAGAUAGACUUCGAAUAGCUAUGGAUGCAGCUCAAGGACUAGAGUACCUGCAUUACGGUUGUAAGCCACCCAUUGUCCACAGAGAUGUGAAAACAACAAACAUCUUGUUGACAGAUAAUUUCCAAGGCAAGCUUGCAGAUUUUGGUCUUUCCAAAAGCUUCCCCACAGAUGGCAACACCCACAUGUCCACCGUUGUUGCUGGAACUCCUGGUUACCUUGAUCCAGAGUACUACGUAUCAAACAGGCUAACAGAGAAAAGCGAUGUAUACAGCUUUGGGAUAGCUCUAUUAGAGAUAAUAAGUUGCAAACCAGUAAUAUCAAGAACAGGAGAUACACCACAUAUAGCUAAAUGGGUUACGUCUUUGCUAGCGCUAGGAGAUAUUCAGAGCAUAGUGGAUCCAAGAUUAGAAGGGCAGUAUGAAAGAAACUCUGUUUGGAAGACGGUGGAAGUGGCAAUGGCUUGUGUAGCGGCAAAUUCCAGUAGAAGGCCGACGAUGAGCGACGUUGUGGCGGAACUCAAAGAUUGCUUAGCUACAGCAUUGAGUCGGAAUCAUGAGAAUGGUUCGCUCGAAUCAACAAAUUUCGGUGAAAGGAGGUCCAUCUCUAUAGGAAUCAAUGCUUCCGAUUCAAGUCCUGUGGCGAGGUGAAUAUGGAAUUAUCGUACUUGAAAAUAUGGAUAAUUUCUUCGGUGGGCCUUCUUCAUCUUCUUCUGGGAUCUAUUUCUCGAAGGAGAUUUGUAUUGUAAUUGUUAUCAAAUUUGUAAACUUUCAGUUCUUCAUUUUUUACAAACAAAACUUGAAGGUUGUGUUUAGUUUCUUCAUGCUUCGUAUAAAUUUGGUUAGUGUACUCUUACAUUUUGAAUAAGAUAAGCUUCAACUUUCC
This is a messenger RNA of Cucumis sativus (cucumber), 3051 nucleotides long. Its product is annotated as LRR receptor-like serine/threonine-protein kinase IOS1. Gene Ontology annotation, molecular function: ATP binding; protein kinase activity; protein binding. Bases 129 to 2816 code for a protein of 895 amino acids. The transcript has 12 exons. The record is from RefSeq and is a predicted model, not a curated record. NCBI's taxonomy places the organism in Eukaryota, Viridiplantae, Streptophyta, Magnoliopsida, Cucurbitales, Cucurbitaceae. Gene Ontology annotation, biological process: protein phosphorylation.